CAGAGGAGGGCUUCACUGAGGAAAUAAGACAGAGCCUGGGUGAGCCACUGGUCAAAGAGGAGCUCCAACUCAACUGGUCUGUUUGAUAUUUCUAGCAAAGACCUUCUACAGGUAGUGACUGCUUUUGAACACUGAAAGCAACCAAAAAACACCUUAUAUUGUGUUAAAACCUAGAACUUUUAUAUAGAAAAUGGUCAAGGUAAAUUUGAGCGUAGUGGCUUUGGGGGUCACACUGCUCCUGUUGGCAGAGACAUGGGCCCAGAAUCCCAGGAAGCGACUGGCACCUCCAAAGCCUGUCAAGGCUCAGUGCUGUGAUGAGGUGCGCUCUCUCAAGGUUCAGGUGGCCAAUCUGACCAGCCUCCUCGAGGAGCUGAGUCGCAAGCAGGAGACCGACUUAAUGAGUGUUGUGAGGCAAAUUAUGGAGCUGGACCAGCAGAACCGACAGCAAGAAGCCCGGGUCACAGAGGCAGAGAGCAAGUACUCAGAGAUCAACAACCGUGUGGAGAUCAUGCAGCUACAAACCCUACAAUCUGCUACCCAGACCUCAUCAGAUGCCAUAUAUGACUGUGCAUCCCUCUACAGCAAGAACUACAAGAUCUCUGGCGAGUACAAACUGCCUAAAGAUGACUUUCUGGGUACACCUGAGCUGAACGUCUUCUGCGAUAUGGAGACGAAUGGAGGUGGUUGGACUCUGAUCCAAAGGCGCAAGGUCGGCCUGACAUCGUUCAACCGUGACUGGAAGCAGUACAAAAGUGGAUUCGGAUCCAUCCGUGGAGACUUCUGGCUGGGCAAUGACCACAUCUUCCGUCUAACAAGACAACCCAGUAUGCUCAGGAUUGAGAUGGAGGACUGGGAAGGAAAGACACGCUAUGCUGAGUACGGCUUUUUCACUGUGGGUAACGAGCUCAACAGCUACAAGCUCUUCCUCUCCAACUACAGCGGAAACGCUGGAGACUCUCUGCGCUACCACAACAACACCAACUUCAGUACCAUCAACAAGGACAAUGACAAAUGCGUGGAUGACUGUGCUGCUCGGCGCAAAGGUGGUUACUGGUACAACUGCUGCACUGACUCAAACUUGAAUGGCGUUUUUUACCGCUACGGUGAGCACACAAAGAACUCAGAUGGGAUCACUUGGUACGGCUGGCACGGGUCCAACUACUCCCUCAAGAAAGUGGAGAUGAAGGUCCGGCCAGUGGAUUUUCAACCAUAAGUGCUUCAGCUGUGUGUCCUGGAUUAAGAUCAUACGCAUGAAUGCUGAGAGAUCUCACUAAUACCUGUUCAACCAAAUUGUAGCUUUCCCUGGACUGAGAAAGAAAUGAAAUGUUUGUGAUGGUCUGGUUAAAUUUCAGUCAGAUGAAUGUGUAAUGUUUUUGCCGUGUUUGAUUGUAAAUUGUAGUUCAAUUUAUGUAUUUAUCAGUAAGAUAUUUUAUUUUUUAAAAGCUUUGAUAGAUGUUCUUUUACCACUGUCCCAUAUGGGUAUUGCAUUUUGCCUCCUCUCGUUUGUUUUGAAAGCACUAAGAUGUAUUUUUUAGUUAAAACAAGGAGCACGAAUCAGUCCAGACUGGUCUGGUUCAUGUGUAAAUCAUCAAGGACUGGUAGAAAUUAAAAAGGAUCUUUGUGAGUUGCUGGAAUGGGACCAACCACCAAAGGUAUUUCUUAUAAAUUACACUGCAUUUUAUUGUAAAAUCCUAACCAUUGAUUAUGGAAAUGUGUAAUUUGUAAAAUGUGUACAGUGUAAUUAUGUUGUUUUAUGUGAUAGAAA
This is a messenger RNA of Larimichthys crocea (large yellow croaker), 1765 nucleotides long. RefSeq names its product angiopoietin-like 7 (gene angptl7). The record is from RefSeq and is a predicted model, not a curated record. Lineage: Eukaryota; Metazoa; Chordata; Actinopteri; Sciaenidae. Bases 191 to 1213 code for a protein of 340 amino acids. Gene Ontology annotation, biological process: blood coagulation. The transcript has 5 exons.